Molecule: messenger RNA, 3252 nt
Organism: Sabethes cyaneus
Lineage: Eukaryota; Metazoa; Arthropoda; Insecta; Diptera; Culicidae
Exons: 5
Coding region: 1-3252 (1083 amino acids)
Source: RefSeq, a predicted model, not a curated record
AUGACGGUUCAGUCAAACAUAGACUCACCCCAGCAGCACCAUCGUGUAGUUUUGGAUCAUUACCAUCAACGCCAUGAUCCGGCGUAUAAUAUAACCAGCGCCGAGGUGGAUGACUAUAAUAGCGACAAUAGCAUUGCAGUUCUACAACACCACCAUCGAUAUAUGCCAUCUAGUUCCAGCUCCUGUGAUAAUACCAAACAUCAUCCGAUGCAAGGUUCCAGCGUGCCGGGGUCUUGCGACGAAAAUACUCUUAGCGUGUUAGACGUGAACCUAGACAGUAAGAAAAUAGCACUAUCCAACCAAAAUAACUCGAGACUGAAUUCACCUGCACGGUUCGAGAACGAACGGAAGUAUACAAACCAUAUCGAAGUGUACAGCGAUAACAGCACCAACAAACUGGAAGAGGAGAUUUCCGAAGAUGAUCGAGGGCCACCACUUCCUCCGCGACCUGCUCCUAGAACCCGAACUCUGCAGCGUGUCGAAAAUGCUCCAACAACUUCCGGGGUGCGAAAGUACGUAAUCUGGUGUCUGAUAUGUGGUGGUAUUUCCUGUCUUCUGGGUAUAUUGUUUCUGGGCAUAUACUUUUUGCUGCGAUCUUACACCAGUACCGUGGGAUAUUUCGAAACUGUUCCAACAUUCGUUCCUGCUACACUGCUCAUGGUCACAGGAAUAUGCAUAAUGAGUUUGGCGAGACGAAGAAACCGAUACAGCUAUUUGAUCAAACUGUCCGGUGCCUGCGGUCUUGCCUCAGCUCUUACUUGCGCUCUCGUGACGGUCACCACAACGGUGUUGCAUAUGAGCCGGCUUCAGGUGUUGCGUGAGUGUGAAUACACUCAGAAAACACGAACAUGCACGUGCUAUUCGGUUACGGCCGAAAAACAAGCAGAAGGCAUUGACGACAACGUGCGGUUUGUGUUCGAUUCAACCUCCGACUGUGGAGUCGUACAUGGUGCGCUGUACUCGUGUCUACGUGCUGUAUUCGGACUUUCAGUAGCCGGCGUUUUGGUUGCCGUGUUCAGUUGCAUGCUUGUAUACCAGCUUCUGAGUCACGAGCGUAAGAAGAUGUACUGGGAACAGUUGGAAUUGAGAUGUAGAUCGCUGUACUCUGGACAGCAGGGGCCUUCGGUGCUGCCAUCCGGUCCAAUGCUAGGAGGAGCACGUAAUGGGAAUUGUCGAUGUUGCGAACAAUGUCACGCCCACCGGAAUGUAAUGCCUUCUGCCUAUCCUUGGGAAGGUGACCAGCGCUUUUGGACUCCUGGACAGGCCGGAAACUUUUAUUCACCUAACCCUGGAGGAGAAGAGAAUCCAGCCGGCAAUAGACUAAAUCAAAAUGGUAGACGCAUGCCUGGAUGGAGCUGGCCAAGAAUGCCAUGGCAGCGAAACGACUCACAACGCAUGUCUCCACAUAGCCCGGACUCACAAUAUGGAUUCUCAAACAGAGCUACUGGUGCAGAUGCUGGUCCAAUUGGAUCGAAUCAACCGCGGUAUAAUGUUAUUGAGCAGCAGUAUGGUAUUUGGGGACCGCCACCCCCUUACAGUGAUCCGAACAGUCCAGCCCGCAGGGGUCGCUAUCAGUAUAUCCAUCCAGCUCAGUGCCAACCUAUGAUUGAAUCAAACGUUCCACCCACAAAUAUAGCAAUUCUUGAGUGCCACCAACACCCAAUGGCUUCCGAAAGUCAUUCCAUCCAACAAUACAAUAACUCAUCCCAACCGAAUGCGUUCCGAAACCCAGGUAAACGACAGGCAUUUAAACCGGCUAAGGAUAACUAUGAAAAUACCCCAUCGGAUAGUGAUGGACCAAGAGAUCGAUUUUCAAACACCCUUCCUUUGAGAAAGACGAAAAAACGCGUCGAAGCUGGUGCCAAAAGUAUAGGACCGAAUCAACCUGCUGCCAGGGUAAAUGUGCAAAAUGUGUUCAAUUCUGAUGCAUCCCACGGGCAGCAUAAUUCCGUCGACACAUCGGAAAAUGAGUACAACGAACCAUCUCUUCCGAAUAAUGAGCCUAGUUGCAGUAGCCAAGCUCCUUCAACGCACGCGAAGACCAGAAAAAUUAAGACUGGUGUUGAAAAUACAGGAUUUCAGACUGUCGAAGCUCUAGAGGCUGAGGCUCUGAAUGGAAAAAUUAUGGAACCAACUGAGUCAGAAGUGUAUUUUGCAGAUGUUAGCAGUUGUUGCAACAUGUCCGUCAAAAAUGACAAUUACUACGAUGAUGCCAACCAAAGACGCAAAAGUGUGAAAGACAAAAAUAAACAAAUUCAUGAACCAGAACAAUUCAGCAAAGAACAGGCUGAUGACUAUAUUGCUCAGAGAUUUGGAAAACGGGAACCAUCCGUCCGCAGUAGGUUACCUUUUCCUCAGAUUAUUCCGGAGACGUUCGAAAAGCCUAUGGUGAUGCCAAGACCAUCGUUGAUGCAUAAAGAUAUUUCCCGGCAGAGUAUGUGCUCGGUAGAGUCCGGCGAAAAAACAGACUACACGGACCUGUCGCCUGCUACACCUAGUGCAAACUUCCCAUCGGUAACAUAUCCUCAACAAGAGCCCAGCAACAACUUGAAUCCAACAAGCAGUGGUAAUUUAACCAAUUCCAAUAACGCUGCUCCGGAUUUUUCCUCCGAGCCCAAUAGUUCAAACUUCAUCGCCUCAUAUCCAUACUCAUCAAACGAACAAAGUCAAGAAGCCCAUCGACGUUCAACAAAAAACUUGCAGGACCUAUUUUUGGCCCCCGAUUCACAGUACGAGGUAAUCAAAGAAGCCAGUAAGUACAAUGAAACAACUCCCCUAACGAUGCCCUACCUGACCCAGCAGGACAUGUCCACCCAGUUUUCAUAUCAUCCGAGUAAGAUGGUUCCUGCAUCACGGGACCACACCAACUACCAGCAUUCGCAUUCCAUAGUCCCCCAGCAAAAUGUUCCACAGCAGUUUCAGCAAACCAACCAAUUAAAAGCAAGAUCACCUAAGAAUCUUAAUAUCACUCCCAUCAAACGACAAAGUCUGGGGACCAACAUAAGUUCAAUCAUCCAGAAUCUAAGCGGCAGCGAGGCCGGUCUUUUGUAUCCGGAAGGACGGCACGCCGUCGUCGCUGGUACAAACACCGUGGGAGCGGGAAACUGUAACGCUGCAGGAAGACCAAACGGACUGAGGGAUCCGGAACCAAGCCAGCGAACUCGGACGAUAGAGGAUAAUGGUGACAACGACGGCGAAAGCAGCAACGACGAGAACGGCGAGUCGGACCUCAGCGAUCGUCGUCGAUUGUGA